This is a messenger RNA of Rosa chinensis, 2739 nucleotides long. RefSeq lists its product as uncharacterized. The coding region runs from base 894 to 2627 and encodes 577 amino acids. Lineage: Eukaryota; Viridiplantae; Streptophyta; Magnoliopsida; Rosales; Rosaceae. The record is from RefSeq and is a predicted model, not a curated record. The transcript is spliced from 12 exons.
AGUUCAUGCACACAAAGUUCCAAAGAGGGCAAUAAAUCCGUGAAAAUAGUAGCAAAUAAUAAAUUUUCCUUUUUCAAAACACAAAACCGGCCCAAAAAUCCACGUGGCCUCAUUCAAAUUCUGUUCCUAAGCACUGUUCAUCGAGUGUAGUUAUCAAGCUCCGACGUUAACAGGCGUGGCUGUCCGGUCGAUGCAACUGGAUCGAUCACGUACGAAGGACAGGUUUGGGUAUCAUUUUCAGCAGGAAAAAGAAGAGCAAAGAUACUCUGCACACCAUAAAAAAAAAACUUUGCUGGCCAAAACAGAAUUCCCAGGAGGCUACCUGAAACUAAUCGAUCUAAGUCUUGAGGGUCUGUUAGCAAGAAGAAAUAGGUGUGUUCAGUGUGCAAACGUUUGAAGGUUCUUGCAAUACAUACAGUGAGUAUACAUCCUGGUACCUCCUUAGAUCACCGAAUUCAAGGGUAAAGGUCAACUCCAAUAUAUUAAAAUAGGCACCCACUGGUCAAGGAGCAGGUACCACUAGCAAGGAAGGCACAAAAAACAUCAGCAAAGACGCAUGUUUCUUCGGAUUACUCUCUAGUAGAUAAUAGAACACCCAUACCUUAUAUGUGAGUUCAGUUAAAAAGAAAACAAUUGAUGCAUUUAUACUACCCGCUGCAAAGCGUGGGCUCUGUAACUAGUUUCUUCUUAAUUUUCAAUCUAUCCGCCAACACCAAAAUCUUCCCCUUAAAACCUCUCUCACUCUUCUCUCAGCUACCUCCGGCCGAUUGCCGACCACUCAAACCCUAGCUUUCACCGACCGUCGGAAAACUUAGCUUUCGUCUAUCUGAUUAUUUUAUAUUUGUCUUAGUUUGAUUCGUUCCACAAGUUUGUUAGUUUUGAAAUUUCGCGAAAUGGCGACCUCGGCGUUCAAAUCGACGACGAAGCGGACGGCAACCGGGAGCUCUCGGGCUCCGGCUGAGGACUCGACUUCGGUUAAUCAGUCUCACCGGCGCUCGCGCAGCCUCAGCUGCUUCUCGCGCCGGCUAACGGAGCCACCGGCCGAGGAGUUUGAAGUCAAUCCGACUCCAAGGAGGAAGUUUGUGAACACGGUCAGGGGCUCGGGGUUCCCGGAGAUUAGUCUUAAUGACCUGGUGAUUGAGCUGUUUGAUUCUAGCUCGAAUGAUAGAGGAGGACGCUCGGCGUUGCGGAGUUCCGAAACUACCCCUGCCCAGAGGCGGGGGAGGUCGGUGUCGAGGCACGGCCCGAGGGUGAGCAGCGGUAGUGGUGAGACGAGGGGCCGUGCUGGUAAUAGCUCAGGUGGAGGGAGGGUAGUUUCGGAAAGUAAGACAAAUUCGAGGCAAACGCGAUCAGUUUCUGUUGCUCGGUAUCAGAUGAGCGAUUCAGAGAGUGAUCUCGAUCAUCCUCAUAAUCAUAGCACUGCUAAGUCGAAAAACUUCACUAGUGGAAACAACCACACGCCCUUGUCCCGUAAGUCAUUGGAUUCAAAUUAUAGGCCAGGAUUGAGAAGGUCUCUUAGCCAAAAAGAUCUGAAGUGCCAUGAUGGUUACUCCUCUUCUGUCCUAACUGAUGAUGAGGGGAAGGAUGCUUAUAUCUAUAAAAAUGGGGCUGAGAAGACUAUACGAGCUGUAUAUUCAGAGAAGAAGGCAGAGCACCCCGCUGGUAAUGAUAUGAAAAGUGGAUUAUAUGAAGUAAUGCGAAAAGAAAUUAGACAUGCUGUGGAAGAGAUUAGGACGGAACUUGAACAAGAAAAGGGCAAAACUAAAUCUACUGUUCUAGCACCUGGUGAUUCUUUGCGUUCUAACGGUUCAGAUGUACUUCAGGCUGUUUCUUCGAUCAUGAAGAAUUAUUCUUCCAAAUUGGAACAGUCAGAAAAGCGUAAACAAGAUUUAUUAGCAGAAAUAGUGCUGGAGGAACAACACAGUAGGGAACUCUCAAAGAUUGUAAAAGAAUUGCUUCCUGAGCCAAAGAAAAUUGUCAGUCCAGACAGACCGUCACAAACUAGAAGGAGGAGCAAUGACAAAGGUAGGGUGUCUAAGCGACUGACUGAGGAAGCAGAAAGAUAUAUUGAGGACUUCAUUUCAAAUGUUGAAGACACAGAUAUAUCAUCACUUGAUGGUGAAAGGAGUGAUACAAAUUCCAGCUUAGGAGGAAUAAUGAAGGGCGAAACUUUUCAGAGUCCAGCCAUGUCAACUCCUCCUCCUCCUGUUUUCAUGGAUGGCGUUGUACUGCCUUGGGUGCGGUGGGAGACUAGUAAUGAUGGUACUCCUAUGGGGUGCAGGAAUGAGACUGAACCACCAAUGACCCCCAAAUCUUUUUCAUGGGGUGCUUCUCAGAAAGUGACUAAUGCGCAAGACCAUAGUCAGUCAGCUAGUAGCCGUGGGAGUUGGAGCCCUGGAAUAAUCGAUUCCUUGCCAUUUAACAUCAUGGAAAAUGCAUCCAGGAAAAUUGGAGAAUCUGGUAAUUACCAGCGCCAAUCAUACCCGGGCGGGUCAAAUCCUUCACGCUUUGACAUGGAAAAGUAUCUCCAGCUUAAAAACAAUAAAGAUUUUCUCUUAGAAACACUGAAGCAACAGCGCAGAAUUGGUUCUGGGGGCCUCCUGCUUUGUAAUAGAAUGUUGAUGUAGCCAUAAUUAGUUCUUUAUAAGACUGCAACCGUAAACUACAUCGAUAUCAUUGUAUAUUUUCUCCAUGAUGGAGACUCCAUCUAUUAAGCUUUGUAGGUAGCCAUUGGCAAUA